Molecule: messenger RNA, 1302 nt
Organism: Malus domestica (apple)
Lineage: Eukaryota; Viridiplantae; Streptophyta; Magnoliopsida; Rosales; Rosaceae
Product: E3 ubiquitin-protein ligase SP1-like
Biological process (GO): protein ubiquitination; organelle organization
Molecular function (GO): ubiquitin-protein transferase activity
Source: RefSeq, a predicted model, not a curated record
ACUUUGAUUAAUCCUUGAUCGGAGAGAUGCGAAUUUGGGAGGGAGUAUGGUGGUGUUUGGGUGCACUUGCUCUUUACCUGCCCGGAUGGAGAUUCAGCAGUGAUGCAGAUGUUCUUGAGUCGGUCCCUCGGAUUAAUCCGAUGAGUGAAUUGGCCAAACUGUUGGAGUUUAGGCGGACACCUUUGGUGGUUGGAGUUUCUGGGACCGUUUGCUGUGAAAAUCCAAUCCACUGUGAGUUUGCUGGUUUACGAGGCGUAGUUGUUAUGCAAACGGCAGCACAAAGGUUUCUGAAACGCAACGAGAAAGGUGAGUGGCAGAUGGGUUAUACUUCGCUACUUUCAGAAUGUAAAGAAGUGCCCUGGUAUUUGGAUGAUGGAACUGGCCGGGUGAAUGUGGUCGGAGCUACAGAUGCCUCAGGCUUUACAUUUCCAGCUUCAAGUGGUCAAUUUGAACAGUCCAGGAGAUGCCACAAAUGUGAGAUGAACAGACUCGAAUGUGAGACAAAGAGAAGCGUCGAGCGUGAGAGAAUAGAUGACCGUGAAGGCAUCAAGUUACUGGGAGUCCAGAGAACUGAGCAUGUACUUCCAAUUGGUAUUUCUCUGAGUGUUGUUGGUGAGGCCGUCAAAGACAACGUUGGUACCAUUCGCAUUCAAAAACCCCACAAAGGGCCAUUUUAUGUCUCCACCAAAUCCAUCGACGAGCUCAUUGCGAGCCAUAAGAACUGGGCAAGGUUUCUGAAAUGUGCAUCUUUUGGUGUGGCUGUGAUCGGUCUUACUUUGAAUGCCGCUGAACUUGAUAAGUACAUCAGGGAAAGACUGCGCCGCUCCGAAUGGAUGAGAAGCAGGAGAAGGGCUGCUGCUGUAGCUGAUAUAAGAUCUCGGCAACAUAAUGCAGGUUCAUCGGACACAAGGGCCGUUGCUGCAGAUUAUAUAAGAUCUCAAAGAGAUAAUGCAGGCGAAAGGGCUGCUGCUGCACCAGACGGGGCCAAUUCAUGUGUGAUAUGCCUUGAGCAGCAGUACAAUGUUGUUUUCAUCCCGUGUGGUCAUAUGUGCUGUUGUACAACUUGCUGCUCGCAGCUGACCGAAUGUCCCCUCUGCCGGCAACCAUUUUCUCAGGCGGUGAGGACAUUCCGCCCUUAAGAGAACGCUUAAUGCGAUAGGUGGUCUGGUAGAUCGACGAAGAGAUCUCGUUGAUAUGAUAAUAUUUUUUUUCAGGAAUCUGUUAGACUUCAAGUGUUCUUAGCUUAAACUGGAAGUCUGAGUUUUGUUAUGCGUAAUAAAUAUGCAUCGUGUUAUAAGGAUA